AUGGCUGCACAACAACAAGAACUAGAUGAGAAGAACCCAUUCUAUGAGUUAGUUGUCAUUUGUAGUACUUCUGGUCAAUUUGACCAAACCGUCAAUUCGUUCAAAGAUAUUAUAAAGAAGUCUAAGUUAGUAUGUAUAAAAGACUCUGAGUUGUUAGAUUGGAUAAAGAAGUACCAAAGAAGAGUUUUGAAGUAUAAUGCUAUAAAUGAGUAUAUAAAUUCUAAGUUUAAAGACCCAAAUGAGGAAAUGCAGAGAAUAUUAGAGAAGAAACACUUCAGAAACAAACAGAAAGAGAUAGAAUACAUUUCGAAGAAAUUGCAAUCUUACGAUUGGAAGACAUACCCUCAUAGAUGUCUUCUUAUCUUAGAUGACUUUGCUUCUCAUCCUUUGUUAAAGAAUAGAGAACAAGAUAUGUGUCGAAUUCUUAAGAAGCUCAGACACUUUAACAUCUCAGUUGUCAUUUGUGUACAGACAGCAAAGAGUUUAAGUAAGGAUGUUAAAAGAAUACUUACUGA
This is a messenger RNA of Trichomonas vaginalis G3, 515 nucleotides long. RefSeq names its product protein of unknown function, DUF4106 family. The annotation marks the transcript as partial. Lineage: Eukaryota; Parabasalia; Trichomonadida; Trichomonadidae. The transcript has a single exon. The record is from RefSeq and is a predicted model, not a curated record.